GGCAAUACGCGUAAAUUGCAGCAAUUCUCUCUCUAAUUCAUGACGGUCACCUUUUUCCCUGUUUCUGAAUAGAAUAAAUGCUGAUACAACGCCAUAAUUAUAAACUUAAAUCAUAAUUCAAUAUCCAGCUCUCUCCCCAGCUCCCCAUUUAUCGCUUAAAUUAAGGAGCUUGCAUAAAUGGAGUCUUCCAAGGAGACCGGCUACCAACCUCGAGAAGGCCCGAUUCUCUGCAUCAACAACUGCGGCUUUUUUGGGAGCGCAGCUACGAUGAAUAUGUGCUCCAAGUGCCAUAAAGACAUGGUUUUGAAACAGCAGCAUGCCCAGUUUGCCGCGGCAUCCAUCGAGAAUAUGGUCAACUGCAGCAGCAUCAAUCAGAAGGAGCCUCUUCCGGUCGAUGUGAGUGUGGAAGUCGAAUUAAAACUCGACUCCCCUCAACCGAACCCCAACCCGGUGCCGAGCGAGCCGAAGCCAAAGGAGGGACCUAGCAGGUGCAACACCUGCCGCAAGCGCGUGGGCCUGACCCGGUUCAGUUGCAGGUGCGGGAACCUCUUCUGCUCGGUGCACCGCUACUCGGACAAGCACGAGUGCCCGUUCGAUUACCGGUCGGCCGCCCAGGAAGCCAUAGCAAAGGCGAACCCCCUCGUCAAAGCUGAAAAGCUCGACAAGAUCUGAAAGGCUGGCGAGGCGGUCUUCUAUCUUUACAUAUCCGGUGAUGGUUCGUCGUGUAAGUCAUGCCGAUUGUCUGCGUCUCGAGACUUGUGUUGGGUGGUGCGGGGGAGUGGGGGCAAGAGAUUGUGGUUUGUGUGGAGUCCUGUGUCAGUUGGGUAAGGGUUGAUUACUUGGGUUUGGUUGCAGUGUGUUCAGGCUGUCGAAUAACAUUAUUAUUAUUAUUAUUAUUAUUGUGGAAUUUAUAAUUUGCUCA
Molecule: messenger RNA, 922 nt
Organism: Salvia splendens (bonfire salvia)
Lineage: Eukaryota; Viridiplantae; Streptophyta; Magnoliopsida; Lamiales; Lamiaceae
Product: zinc finger A20 and AN1 domain-containing stress-associated protein 8
Exons: 2
Coding region: 178-672 (164 amino acids)
Molecular function (GO): zinc ion binding; DNA binding
Source: RefSeq, a predicted model, not a curated record